Molecule: messenger RNA, 2856 nt
Organism: Closterium sp. NIES-65
Lineage: Eukaryota; Viridiplantae; Streptophyta; Zygnematophyceae; Desmidiales; Closteriaceae
Source: the annotation of a GenBank genome assembly
AUGGGAGGCCCUGGUGGGUUUUUAGGAGCCGGAACAGGAGGAGGGGCCUCCUUUUUCAAGAACAUCCAACGGUCCUUAUCCAUAGCCGCGCCUGAUCGUGGCCGUCCGCCUCCCGCCCCCACCCCUCGCGUCCCCUCCUCCCAUUCCGCCACGUACGAGUCUCCCCCUAUACGCCCCCAGCCUCCCCCUUCCCAUGGCGCUGCGGUUCGGGGAAGAUCAUCAGGAGGAGCAACAGAGCUUCAUAUAACGCUGGACGAGAUCCGGUUUGAGAACCAGAGCAGCAGCAGCAGCACCGGUGGAUUUGGGGCGAUUGCCAGUGGUAUAAGUGGUAGUGGCAGCGGUGGUGGUGGUAAUGGUAGUGGUGGGGACGGUCGUUCUGGUAGCACUGCUAUCGUCCGCACCCAAUCCGCCUCCUCCCCUGCUUCCCCAGGCUUCAGCGUCCUCUCUCUCUUCACCUCCCCUCCUCAAACCCACCACCACCACAACCAUCACAACCAGCAUCAGCAGCACAGCCAACAGCAGCAGCACAGCCAACAGCAGCAGUCGCGUCUGUCUCAGACCUCCCCCCGUACCGCUGCUGCUGACGUCAUCUCCUUCUUCACCUCCCCCUUCUCCCUUGGCCCCUCCGCCUCCCCCGCACCUCUCCCCCGCCAAAGCUCUGCAGGAGGCGCCUCCCCCCUCCGCAGGUCGUUACCAGGGGGGGUGGUAUCUCCUGCGCUCUCUGGGGGCGGGGGAGGGGGGGGAAUUGGAGGAUUGUGGGCUUUGGUGACGCGGACUAGCAGCAGUGGGAUUGGUGGGGGAGGAGGCGGGCUGGAUGACGUGGCGGAGUCUCUGCCCUUAUCUGCCACGUCAUCAAUGAACACGUCACUGGGGAUCCUAGCUGGCAUGUCGUCGCUGCGACCCGUGCAGGCGGAGCAGGCAGAGCCGUUGGAUGCAAGCUUUUUCGAGGAGGUGAGUCUAUGGGGAUGGGGUGGGGAGUGUGGAGGGAUGGCGGAGCAGGCAGAGCCGUUAGAUGCAAGCUUUUUCGAGGAGGUGAUCGUAUGGGGGGAAGGGGGGAGAGAGAGAGGGGGGGAAGGGGGAGACAGGAGGGAGGGGGAGGGAUGGGGAGGGAGUGGGAGGGAAGGGGAGGGCGUUGGUGUCUUGUUGCAAGGGAUGAACCUCUUUGCGGAGCUGGAGCGGGACCUUCAAGUGCUCUAUGUCAUCUGUAGGAACACACGCCGGCUGCUGAACAGUGCGCGCAAGGACAUCUCAAAGAACCUAGUGGUGUCCAACAAUGUGCAAAAGAAGCGCAUGGCCACUAGUAUGAUUCCAGUGUUGCAGCACAUGCAGCAGAUAGCACAGAUGAAGGCAAGGCUACAGCAGCUGGUGGAGGGCACCCACUACCCUGCUGCCCUGCAGCUGUGCUCGCGCUGCCUCGUGCUCGUGGAACAGAGCCGGUCACUGUGGGCCAUUGGAGACAUGAGCAGCAGCCUUGAGGGCUGGCUGGCACGGGUAGUGGAUGAGGUGGACGCCAUUCUCUUCACAGUCUGCCGCCGCUACAACCCCACCGCCUAUGCCACGGUGCUGGAUUCAUAUGCAGUGAUGAACGGGCUGCCCGCCCUGGCAGAGAAGGUGCACAACUUCUUCUCCCAGGCAGUGGUGUCCGAGACCUAUGAUAUCCUGCUGCAGUUCGUGGAGCAGGGAAGCACAGAAGACGACGUCAGAAGAAGCAGGAUGGCAUACAGCGAGCUGUGCGGGCAGCUGUCGGACCGAUUCUUCUUCCUCUGCCUCAUUCGCACCAUGGAGCUCGUUUUUGAGCUCAUGUGCUCGCACCACGUCAUGAUGACCGCUCACCACCCACUGCUCAAGACAGUAUCUGCUGCUCCCGCUGCCGCUCCGCCCGCUGCUCCCCCUGCUGCUCCGCCCUCCGCUGGUUCAAACGCGCCCCAAGCUGACCCGGCGAUUGCAAGCAGCAGCAGCAAGAGUGGUGGUGGUGAGAGCAGGGCGAGUGAGGAAAGUAGGGCGAGUGAGGAGAGCAGUGCUGCUCCGGACCGGCUACUGGUGCUGCUGCUGCACCUGGCGCCAGUGGCAGCAGAGGUGCUGGUGGCAGCAACAGCGUUGCACCCAGCAGUGCUGCAGCACCCACCGGCAGUGGUGGUGGUGAUGGUUUCAGUGAUAGAGUGGUGGGUGCUAGUGGCAGUGGCGCUGUCCCGUCGCCCGGCCAGUGAGCUGACGCCAGCUGUGCGGGAGGCGGCAGCAGCAGCAGUGAGGGGUGCGCUAGAGAAGGGUCGGAAGACGGUGUGGGAGCUGGCUGCUCGAAGGGUGGCGGCUCUUUUAUCUGCUCCUCCUGUGUGGCUCUGGCACCUCGGAGCAGUUCCUGCAGGUGCGUGCUUGUGCCUCUGUUCUGUCUACAUCUCUGUUUCUGAUUCGCCAAUACAGGAAGACGGUGUGGGAGCUGGCUGCUCGAAAGGUGCAGCUCUUUUAUCUGCUCCUCCUGUGUGCUCUGGCACCUCGGAGCAGUUCCUGCAGGUAGGUGCUUCUGUUUCCCCUUCUCUCUUCUCACUCAGAGUGAAUCUGGCAGCAGCAGUGGAGAAGGCGGUGUGGGAGCUGGCUGCUCGAAGGGUGGCGCCUCUGCUGUCUGCUCCUCCUGUGUGCUCCGGGACUUCUGAGCAAUUCUUGCAGGUGCGUGCUUGUGCCUCUGUUCUGUCUACAUCUCUGCUGCUGAUUCGCCAAUACAGGAAGGUGGUGUGGGAGCUGCUUCUCGCAGAGUGGCGGCUCUGCUGUCCGCUCCUCCUGUUUCUCUGCCUGGUCGAAGAGUUUGUGCUGGCAGGGGAGGCGUUCACCUUCAAGGCAAAGGGCUGGGAGCCUGAGUCUUAG